Molecule: messenger RNA, 6086 nt
Organism: Apus apus (common swift)
Lineage: Eukaryota; Metazoa; Chordata; Aves; Apodiformes; Apodidae
Gene: MAFK
Product: MAF bZIP transcription factor K
Exons: 3
Coding region: 1076-1546 (156 amino acids)
Biological process (GO): regulation of transcription by RNA polymerase II
Cellular component (GO): nucleus
Molecular function (GO): RNA polymerase II cis-regulatory region sequence-specific DNA binding; DNA-binding transcription factor activity, RNA polymerase II-specific
Source: RefSeq, a predicted model, not a curated record
GGCUGUCUGGGUCAGAUGCAUCUCUGGGCUAAUGAUGCUGAGGUGUAAUUCUGGUCUAGCUCUGUCACUGCAUUUUACAAGCGUGUGAUGGAAAAAGUGCUCUGUGCUUGUUGGUACUGGGGCUGUCUGCCUCAUGCUUCUCCCCUUCAGACACCUCCUCCAUGAAUUUUCUGAGGUGACAUGCAUGCGUACCCUCCUGAUACUCCUUAUCCCCUGCUCCCAAACCACAGGCUCUGCAGCAUCUGACUAGGUUGUUUACCAAACCAGUGAAGACUGUCUGAUCUGUGUCCAGGCUUCCCCAGAGAGCGCCUCAGAGAGCUAUGUCCUGGCAGUUCUCAAAUACACUCUGAAGGUUCCUGAAUCUCCUGUUUGCUGCUGGAUGCUGGUUCCGAUCCAUAAGGGAAAUGGAAAGCUGGCCAGCUGGGCGAGGGCUGCGUGGAGCUCCUUUAGAACAGUAAACAGUGACUCACCCCCUCCUUGUGUCUUCUCUCUCUUCAUGUCAAAUAUAUUGCCUCGCAUAUGCUUCUACUCUGUGAUUCACACCAUCAGCCCAUCCCUCCCCGCUCUCGUUACAAAUGAGUGACAAGCGUCAGUCUGCCUUACAGGAUGUGUGAAGAUUGUCAGAGCAGGAGAAUGGCUUUUUGAAUGAUGGGGAGAGGGAUGGUGCUCUCUGCCUACAAUGCUGCAAUGUGCUGGGAAUCCGUGUCGUGGCUCCGAGCGGCAGAGGCACAGCCAGGAAGAUUUAAGCAUCUGUAGAUCCCUUCGCCUGCCAGCUCUGAUGUUCUCCUUGGUAGGCACAUCCGUUUGGCUAGCACUCUGGAGCUGGGAAUAACUUGUGGAAAAACGAGAAAUUUGGGUGACUUGACUAAAACAGCUGCCUGGGAAUUAAAUCGCCACGUUUGGGAACAAGUAGAGUAUUCCCUGUGUAACUGUUGGUGCUGAAUUGAGACGCCAUGGCAGUGAUCCCCAUCGCUGCUUGAACCUUACACUGUUUUUCUGCCCCCUGGAAGUCGUCGCUGGCCUGGCUGAAGUUGCAAUUUCUGAGCAGUUUUGUCCGGAAGACUGUGCUCAGGUUAUGACGACUAAUCCCAAACCGAACAAGGCAUUAAAGGUAAAGGAGGAGUCAGGAGAGAAUGCCCCAGUGCUGAGUGAUGAUGAACUCGUGUCAAUGUCCGUACGGGAGCUGAACCAGCACCUGAGGGGUCUCACCAAAGAGGAGGUCAUCCGUCUGAAGCAGCGGAGGCGCACGCUGAAGAACCGGGGCUACGCUGCCAGCUGCCGCAUCAAGCGCGUGACUCAGAAAGAGGAGCUCGAGAGGCAGCGGGUCGAGCUGCAGCAAGAGGUGGAGAAGCUGGCCAGAGAAAACAGCAGCAUGAAGCUAGAGCUGGACGCCUUGCGCUCCAAGUACGAAGCACUCCAGACCUUUGCUCGUACUGUGGCGCGAGGGCCUAUUACCCCGACCAAAGUUGCCACCACCAGUGUCAUCACCAUUGUGAAAUCAGCCGAAAUCUCAUCCAGUUCUGUGCCGUUUUCAGCAGCGUCCUAGUGCCCUCAGUGGGGGGAACUAGCAGCCUUUCAGAGGGGAGGGGAAAAGGCUCUUAUGCAUUGUUCCGGAGUCCUUGGUCACGUCAAGAAUUGGCAUUUUAACAAUUCUCUUCCAAAAGUGCAAAAAAUAGAAGAAGAAGAAAAACAAAACAAAACAAAACAGAACCCCCAAACCUACAAAGGGAACUUAACCGGCUGCUUCUGUCUGGACUCAGUGGCUCCAUCAACCUCUUGUGUCCAGGAUUUGAGCUCUAUAUGCAGUACAAGUUGCUUCCUCCUUCCCCCUGCCUCUCCAUACCCCUCUCAGCUGUGGGCAGCUUUCCAGCUGGGAGAAGAUACCUGAGGAGCCUCCGGAGUCUUCGUGAAUGAUGCUCAAGAGCCAGGAAACAGAUGGACCGAAGAAAUCAUCAUGUGAGAUGAAUGUAUGGGAAAAAGAGUUUCCUUUAGUGACAUCCUACUCCCUGUAAGAAGGGUCUCCCCAGCUUUCCCCACUUCCACCUGAUACUGCAAGGGCAGGGAUACAGGCUUUUUGGAUUGGAUUUCAACCUGCUGUGAGUGGAUGGAAGCGGGAGGACGAUGGAGACUAAUGCUUGGGUCUGACCACACCCAUUAGGAGUAACCUUCUGUUUUCAAUCCAUGCUGUUAAAAUAUGGAAAAAAAAUAUAUUUUGCAUAUUUUAAUAAGCCCCAUUACCUGUGUGGCCUAGAAAAAAAUACAUUGCAGCCGCCUUUAUUCCAAGCCCAAGUUUCCUGAUAGCUCCUUCCCUAAGGUGUGCCUGUGAAUUGGGUAUAUUUAUGCAGUUUAUUUCUUCCAAAUGAUCCGCAGUCUUGAAGUAGUGGCUUUUUUGGUUAUUGUUUCUGGAUUCCCUGAAGCUUAAGGGAAGGAGGCACAGUAAAUGCUGUGAAGAGCUGUGUGAUGGGGAGGAGGAGGGGAGAUGAGGAAAAAUGCCGCAAGUACUACUAGGUGGAGGCAGAACUGGCUGCAGGAAGGUGGGACAGUUCUGCUGGAAUCAGCACUAUGAGAAGGGGUUUGUGUGGAGUAUUUUGGAAAGAUAUUUUUAAAGCACUGAAGUGUAACUAGAGGGCAAUAGUGUUCAGACGGGAGAAGAGAAGUUACAAAACCUCUUCUUUGACAAAAGCAUUGGUAGGUUAGCAAUGAAUAUCCCAGCUGGAGAGCUGGGCUCACCAGUCUUUGAUGACCAGAGAAGGGCUGUGGGGAGGUCAUCCUGGAGCUGGAAUAGUCUGUUCCUCUUCAUAGCAUGUCAGGCGCUGAAGCUGGGAUCCAAAGAGUACAGUGAACAACCCUCAGUGUUCAGACAACCUGUGUGAACGUGACCCUGAAACUUGACGCUUUCUCUUGGGUAUGGGUGAAUUAUCCUGAGAGAUUCACAGAGGGCAGGAUAGAAAAUUGGUGUGUGUAGGGGACAGAAGAAUUGGGAUCGAGAAGUUGUUUGUAUGGCUCUGAGUAGUGGUUUGGGAGAGGGAUUUCUGGCUUGGCAAUGGGCAGGAGAUAGAAAGCUGAAGGGAGAGAUUCUGCUGUCAUGCAGCAGCGCUGAAAAGACGAAUGUUUCCAGGUCACUGUAAACAAAAUAGCUAUGUUGGUGUUUGUGUGUUUUGUUGUUGUUUUUUUUUUCUUUCUUGUUUUUUUUUUUUUUCUUUUUGAAGUAGGAAAGAAAAGGGACUGUGAGUUUUGCAGGACAGGUCAGAGACUUGUGGAAUGGACGAUGCCUGAUGCCUGUUGUCACGCGGGUGAGAAGAGAAUGAGAUUGCUGGAGUUUAAGAUGAGGGGAAGAGCUUAGAGGAUUUAGGCUGCAGAACAGAAAACAAAGAUCAUGGAGAAUUCACAAAUGUUUUGGACUGAAAGAGAAUAAUCAAGUGCCACCGUUGUUGCAAAGGGGACAGUGAACUGGCAUCUGACACCCAGUAUAAUUUGUUGUUUGAGGCUUUGUCUUGUCUUGCCUUGAAUGGCAAGUAAGUUUGUAGAAAUUUAGUGAAGCCCUACUUGUCUUUGGAAGAAGUUGUUAGCUUGCUUUUUCUUUUUUUUCACUUUGUCAUCAGAGUCUCUGGAUUUCCCAGGGGGGUCCUUAGUGAAAUAGGUUAAUGAAAAGAGAAACCUCAGACUUGGUUCUCGUUCAGUCCUCAACAUUGACAUCCGUGACCUUACUGAGCCAGAAAGGGUGUAAAGUGAAACACUUCCUGAAGGCUCAUUACCCUUGCCAGAUCCAUGUGUUUUGAAGGGGAGCAGGGAGUUUCCAUCAAGUGAUUUUCCAACACUUAGAGUUUGGAUGACACUUAGAGUUACCUCAUUUCUCCUCCACUCCCUCCCUAUCUCCAAACAGGCAGAUCAAUGUCCUGUGUAUCAGUACCAGUUAUUGACUCCCACAGCAGAAGCUGAGGAAGAGAAAGAUGUUACUGUCAUUUCCUGGUCCUCUCAUGUUCUCCAGCUCACAGACAUUGGAAACUUUCCCAGACCUUACAGGUGCCUCCGAAAACAGGCAAAAUGGAGACUCCUGGCACUGUUGGGGCUUUAAAUGAAAACUUUAAUGAAAAAGGCCAGUUGACUUGAAAAUGCCCAAAUGCUUCCAGUCUUUAAAACAGCUCCAGAGCUCCAUAACAUUCCUGGCUAGAUAGGAACACCCUCUGGCUGCCCUUGACCCCUUCCCCUGACUGGGGAGAUCAGACCAGUCGCACUGAGGGGGACAGAGGUUGAACUUUGUUCCGUGGGGUCUUCUUGCUGUUGGAAGGAGUUGAGAAACAUAUCUUUACGUGGCACUUCCCUUGUGGCCAAGUAUUUCUUUUUUUCCAGUUCUUGGAAGGGUGCCAAAGGCUUGUCCAAGUGAUUGCUAGUUUAGUGCUGGUAGACACUUAAAUCUCUGGUCACUCGAUAAAGAACAAGAGGCCUGGGUGUUGUUAAAGCUGUUGAUACCAUAGCCAUGGUAGGUAAUCCAUAUUGGAUAUCCAUAAGGACCACGUGGAAAUAUUUAAAGAGAGAGAAAUAUAUAUAUAAAUAUAUAAUUAUAUACAUUUUAUCGUACAGAUUUUUCGUAAAAAAAAAAAAAAUAAUAAUUUUUUUUCCAAGUUUGAUACUGUAAAUCUUUAUUAAACGAAAUUGCCAGUCCAGGGCUCCCUGGGUGGUGACCUGGAGGGGAAUGAAAUGUCCUGGCUAAAACUUCCACAGAGGGAUCAGAAUUGCAAGGUAACGUGGAGGGAGGAAUGACCCGAAAGCUGUUGUCUGCGUUGGAGACCCAGCUCCUCCACCCUGGAGGGCCCUCCAGCUUGAGGUUGUCACGUUGCAUUCCUCUGGGGUUCGGGUUGUUUCUGUUGGGUUGUUUUGUUUUGUUCGUGGCGUGGUUUGUUUGUUUGUUGGUGUUUUUGUUUGAUUGUUUGUUUGUUUAUUUUGUUGUUGUUGAUUUUUCUCUCCGUCCUGCACUUGCAAGCCUGACACCCAGGGCGGGCACCACAGGGGAGCUGGCUGAGCCCACUGUCACCAGCCGCGCCUCUCGCUUGUCUCUUUGCUGCAGUAGUUGAGAUGCUGGGACGCCCUUUGCUGACCCCGUUAAUUCGUUCUGCCCCGCUGAGGAACGGGGGUUCUGGGUUUGAGUGCUGGGAUCCUCUCCCCUGGGUCUGGCCUUUCUUUGGUUACUCCUCAUCCGUAGCGUGACGUGGGAACCACAGGCUGGGGCGGGAGGCAGGAGGAGAUGCAAGCGUGGGGCAGGGACUGGGAGGGACACCUCUGUGCUUGUAGAUGUGUUUGCUGUGCUCGCUGUUGGGAGUGGGGAUCCUUUCCCUCCAGGGCAGCUCCAGAUCCCUUUGAAGCAAGUCAGUGUCUCUGCUCUUGCCCAACUCUGGCUGCCAGAGGAGACCACAAGGUGCAAGCUUAAGAGACCGAGGUGACACUGCAGCUCUGGGGAGGGGACAAGGCACUGGCUCGCCAGAGCUGUGGCAGGGCCAGGCAUGAUGCCACGGGGAUGUGGAGUGGUCAGGCCACAGGAGGGCUCAGACCCAGGGAGGAGGAGGAGGAGAAGUUGGCUUUUUUUUUUUUUUCUCUCUCAAAUCAUUUAAACUUCAUUGUCAUGAUUGUUUUUAUUUAAAAAAAAAAAAAGAAAAAAAGAAGAAACAAAACAAAAACGAAAAAAAAAGAAGAAAAAAAAGAAACAAAAAUGAAAAACUUUUGUAAUGUGGAUUUGUUUUCCUUCGUCUGUAUUUCAGUCUGCUGGGGUGUUUCUGUAGAUGGUGGAUACUUGCUUUCAUUUUUUUAAUGAUAGAAGUCUUCUGUUUUAAGUUGUUUUUUAUCACCAGCUCAUUCUAUCCUCUGUGGUUACUCAGUAAUUUCAUUUCAAUAUUUAUUUUUGUGCUGCUUUUUUAUUAUAAAAUAAAUUAUUGAUAUACCAAGCAAUGUGGAUUCCUGUUUGUAAGGCGAAUAGCCCUGUGUAUGUGUCCAUUACUUUCUCUUGACAGCCACAACGUAAUUUAUUGCUGUAAAUUUAGCUGCAGUGACUGGUUUUUUUGUACCUUUCCAAUAAAGCAUUUUCUGGUUUCAGA